This is a messenger RNA of Phycodurus eques (leafy seadragon), 7640 nucleotides long. Its product is annotated as helicase ARIP4-like. Lineage: Eukaryota; Metazoa; Chordata; Actinopteri; Syngnathiformes; Syngnathidae. Gene Ontology annotation, cellular component: nucleus. The record is from RefSeq and is a predicted model, not a curated record. Gene Ontology annotation, molecular function: ATP-dependent chromatin remodeler activity; ATP binding; ATP hydrolysis activity.
GGCAGGCAGGACGAGGGCUGCCCAGCCUCCUCUCGUAACAACAAACUGAUGAAUGACUGGAAGCCCACAAGCCUUCCAGCCCCGCGUGUCCGUACUCUUGCACGCCUCGUCUCUGUUUACUCACCUUUUGUUUGGAACAGAAUCGCAAAUUGACCAGAAGCGGGAGGGCAGGAUAUCUUGCGGGCAUGCUGAGGUAGCACAACAGGAUGUCUGAUGAAGAGUAUCAGCAGCAGCUGAAUGUGAGCAAAGGCCUACCAGAAAUGUGCUACAUCACCGAUGAAGAGGCAGAGUACGAUGGAGAUGAUGAUGAUGAAGAAGAGGAGAUACUUGAUCAGUCCCACAGUGCCUCCUUCAGCUCAGAGAAUGAGGCUCAGGGAGGUGACCCCGCAGCAUGGCAGUGCACCCCUCCACAGUCUACCUCACCUUCAGGGGGGACGCCAGCCAACGCUCCCCCCUCGCAGCCCGCUUCGGGACCCCACUCUGUGGUCCCCAGCCAAAACCCCACCUCUCCCUCCACCCUGACAGGAAGUAGGAAUAGGAGAUCAAAACCAUCGCACAUGAGACGUAACAUUAGGAAGUUACUGAGGGAGCAUCAGCUGGAAGCAGUCACCAAAACUGCUCAGCAGGAGGAGCUACAGAGAAGGCAACGUCUGGAUGACCAGAGAAAGCAAGAUUUCUCCUUACCACUGCUGCCUGAAUAUGAAACUGGUGAUGUAACAAAGCAUGUGUCAUCAUCAUCAGUGUCGCAGCAGCAGUUGAGACAGGAAGUCAUCUGCCUGGAGUCCAGUAGCACCGGUACUUGCCAGGACGUCAGUACCAACAUAUGUGCCUCCAACACUGAGCGCACACACAAAGCAGGUGCGGUUCAUCUGAGCCAGGGCGAGUACGACGCUAUCAGCAGGGACUCCGCCCACCAUGAUAUAGUGCGUCAGCAAAGUGGCAUGCACAUCAACGAUGACUUCAAUCGCCCAGAUAACCAAGGACGGGUGCUUGUCAACUUGAACCAUCCGUCAACAGAGAAGGACAUUUUCCUGUCACCUCAGCUGGCGCGAGCUGUAAAACCUCACCAGAUUGGUGGAAUUCGUUUCCUGUACGACAACCUGGUGGAGUCGGUGGAGCGUUUCGGCAGCAGCAGCGGGUUCGGCUGCAUCCUGGCCCACAGCAUGGGCCUGGGCAAAACACUGCAGGUCAUCUCCUUCAUUGACAUUCUCUUCAGAUACACGAAGGCCCACACCGUGCUCACCAUUGUCCCUGUCAACACAUUGCAGAACUGGCUGGCAGAGUUUAACAUGUGGGUCCCGCACGCUGAGGCCUUGCCCCCGGAUAGUGACCAUGGCGUGGUGAGGCCUCGCACCUUCAAGGUUCACAUCCUCAACGACGAACACAAAAACACAGCAUCCAGGGCCAAGGUGGUGGAGAACUGGGCCCAGGAUGGAGGUGUGCUGCUGAUGGGCUACGAGAUGUACCGCCUGUUAUCGCUCAAGAAGAACUUUGUGUCCGGGCGAAAGAAGAAGAGCAAGAAAACUACGGGGCCUGCUGUCAUCGACCUGGAUGAGGAGGACCGGCAGCAGAAACUGCUCAAAGCUAUCGAGAAAGCCUUGGCCAGGCCUGGACCUGACGUGGUGAUUUGUGAUGAGGGCCAUCGCAUUAAGAACUGCCAUGCCAGCACCUCUCAGGCCCUGAAGAAUAUCCGCACCAAGCGCCGUGUGGUUCUGACAGGAUAUCCACUCCAGAACAACCUGAUCGAGUACUGGUGCAUGGUUGACUUUGUUCGACCCGACUUCCUUGGCACACGUCAAGAAUUCAGUAACAUGUUUGAGCGUCCAAUUCUGAACGGGCAGUGUGUGGACAGCACACCACAGGACAUCCAGUUGAUGAGGUACAGGAGCCAUGUGCUGCACAGCCUGCUGGAGGGCUUCGUACAGAGACGAGGCCAUGAUGUGCUAAAGGACCAGCUUCCAUCCAAAGAGGAGCAUGUGGUCCUGGUGCGGAUGUCUCCACUGCAAAGGGUGCUCUACACGGAGUUCAUGAACCGCUUCAGAGAGGCGGGAAACACCGGCUGGUUCAGCCUCAACCCACUCAAAGCUUUCUGCGUAUGCUGCAAGAUUUGGAAUCAUCCAGAUGUGCUCUAUGAAGCCUUACAGAAGGAAAACCUGGCAAGUGACCAGGACUUGGACCUUGAUGACGUCACCUCAGCUGCACCGACACAAAGUCCCACUGCAGCCAAUCAGAAGCCAAAGCAGAUGGAAAACCCAAACCCCAUCGGAGGGCUGAGUCUGAACCAGUUGCAGGAAAGGGCCAAUCAGGUCAUCACAUAUGAAUGGGCCAAAGACAUAAUGUGCGAUUACAAGCCCGGCAUCCUGGAGAAUUCUGCAAAAAUGGUCCUGCUGUUCCACCUGAUUGAGGAGAGUGUUGCAAAGGGAGAUAAACUCCUUGUUUUCAGUCAGAGUUUGUCCACUCUUACCGUGAUUGAGGAUUUCCUGGCCAAGAGGCCAGUACCUCGUUCUACCAACACCUCCACCAGAGACCCAGCCAGCCAGAACUGGGUCAGAAAUCUCAACUACUACAGACUGGAUGGAAGUACAACCACCUCAGAGCGAGAGAGAUUAAUUAACCAGUUCAACGAUCCCAGCAACACCUCAGCGUGGGUCUUCCUGCUAUCAACCAGGGCAGGUUGUCUGGGAGUGAACUUGGUCGGAGCGAACCGUGUGGUGGUUUUUGACGCCUCCUGGAACCCGUGCCAUGACGCCCAGGCCGUGUGCCGUGUCUACCGCUAUGGUCAGAGGAAGCCAUGUCACGUCUACAGGUUGGUGUGUGAUUUCACGCUUGAGAAGAAGAUCUACGACCGCCAGAUCUCCAAACAGGGCAUGUCCGACCGAGUGGUGGAUGAUUUGAAUCCCGUGCUGGCCUUCACCAGGAGGGAGGUGGAAUCUCUUCUCCACUUUGCCGAAGAAGAGCCAGAGCUCUGCCAAGUUCAACUGCAGCAUCGGGACAGCAUGGAUUGCGUCCUAGGAAAGGCGUUGUGCCUCUUCCCACACCUCAUUACCAAGCAACCAUUCCCCCAUGAGUCUCUGCUCAUGGACCGCAGAGAGCUGAAGCUGAGCACUGCUGAGAAGAAGGCAGCAAAAAAAGGUUACGAGGAAGAGAAGAGGGUGUCUGUGCCAUACACUCGCCCUUCCUAUGCUCACUACUAUCCUGCCAGUGACCAGAGCCUCACCAACAUUCCUGCAUUCAGCCAGAGAAACUGGCGACCACCUCACGCUGAGGACAAGCCGGUGGCCAAUGUCCGACCAGUCCACUCUGCUCAAGUUCCCACCCUACCUCGACAGGCGUCUGCCGGUUCGGCUCCAACGUCCAAAGACUCAUCGGCGUCCAGCCUUGGAGGUUUUCCUGUCAACUGCUUGCAAAAAGCUGGAGUCUUUGUGCAGAAGAUCAUUACUACUUCAGAUAUGGUGAUUCCAGGCACCAACAGCUCAACAGAUGUCAAGGCCAGAAUCACAGCUGGAGAGAGCAUCCAUGUCAUUAGGGGCACCAAAGGGACCUACAUCAGGACAUCAGAUGGACGAAUCUUUGCUAUCAGAGCAGCUAGCAAGCCUAAGAUGUCAGAUGAGACUACUGCAAGAUCACACAAAGACCCCCAAGGCUCUGAAGUGAAACAGCCAACUACUGGUAGUAAUGGUUGCCCGUCACCUGACCAACAGCAGCCAGUAACUCCUGACAGUUUGCCCCGCCCCCUUUCACCCGACAGCCCAGAGAUACUGAGUGAGUUGCAGCGCUACGCUGCAGGUACGGGACGCCAGCCAGAGAGGGAGGACGGGAGCAACAUGUACAAACUGCCUUCAGCUAAAAUGGGCCAAAGCAACGACGACGAUGGAAAUGUGAGCCACCAUGAUGCCAACAGGGGUAAUGUCAUCCAGCCCAACAUGGAUGCCACAGCUGCACAAGACUUGAGAAUCAACUCCAAGCGCAAAGCCUCCACCCCAUUGCCAGACGAGCGGUCUCGCAAGCAGCCAGCUGUUGGCAAACACUCCACAGCCUCUAUAGCCUCCCAGGGUUUUCCCUACAUGGGUGCCUAUGGCUUCCCUCUGGGCUUCAACCCUGCCAUGCUGGGUGGCUCAUUGGGAAACCCACUCUACAUGGGGGCUGGCUCGCCUUUCUUCCACCCUUCUCAUACUGCCCUUGGCAACCCUAGUUUCAUGCCAGAGUUGUUUGGUUUGGGCGCAGUCCCAACCUCAUCCUCCACCUCUGCACUGUCCACUUCUACCGCCACUGAUGUCUCGACCUCCUCAUCCCUGCCAUCCUCUGCGUCAAAAGCUUCCACUUUGACUCCAGGCACCUUACCGUCAUUCAUGCUGAGCCCCAACCUCGCAGGCAUGGCCGGGAUCCUGCCACCAAGCUUUGCCCUAUCCUAUAGUCAAUCUCUGCCCAGCUUUUACCGGGGGUCAAUGCUCAGUGGUGGGCUUCCCGGUCCAGCGGCAAUUCCUGGUCCAGCUGGAUCAAGCUUUCUCUCCCAAUGCACUAUAACUGCUGGCUCCAGCUCCUCAUCCUCAUCGUCCCCUUCAUCAUUUUCCCCGUUGGCACACUCUGAGGACCAAAGGGCCAGAGCUAUUGUCAAUGGCAGGAAUGUCAGUAGCCCUGACAACUCGGAUGACAAUGGCGAAGUCAUUGAGAUGAACGGCCAAUGAAAAAAAUGAUGCUCGGUUUGAUUUGUCUGUAAUAGGAUCUCCAUCCUAUUUGGUGCAGGGUUUAAAAAGAUCCUCUGAGGGACAACAGACAUGGCGUUACAUGAAUCACAACGUGUGCUCUGAUUGUGUCGACUCCACACAGUUAUCUCUUGAUUCUGAAUUUGUGACCUUAUUUAAAAUCUCUUUUGGGACAGAAGAAAAUUUAAAUCCUAAACCUUUGGGCAUCUGCCUUUGAUAUGUAAUCAUCACUGGACAAAAAAAAAGCCUGCAGUGAUUGAAAUGGCUUGUUGUUCUACCGACUAGUGAAAACAAAACAACAGCAGAUUUACCAGGGGAAUUUUUUUUAUUUUAGUUUAGCUGUAGCAACGGGUAUGUCUGUAUCAGUCUGUAGGGAUGGGCCUAAUAGUGUAGUUGAGAAUUAGAUGACUUGUGUGUAAAUUGCCGUUGCUUAAUAAUUUCUUGAAGCUGUGAAGGCUAAAAGCAGUGAACUACUUGACUGCAGCCAGCAGAGGCACUGUUGGUUUAGUCUCAACUAGUUUACUGUAAAAACAAGGGGAGCUUGACAUCAGCUAAUGCCUACAUCCACACAGAUGGUUCAACUCUUCUGGAGCAGUAUUCUGCUCAAUAAGAUGCUGGGUGAAUUCACGACAAUUCAAGAGAUACUCUCAUCCCGUUACAAAUCUGCCCAUUCCUAAUCGUUUGUCACAUCCAGUCUUGCUACUGAAUAUUCAACACAUUUUAAGGAAUGCAGAACUAUAAGCAUUUUCAACUUCUCUGCCAGGUGAGUGGUAUUGUAUGUUUUUGUUCUUGGACGUAAAUAUAAAGAAGACAGGAUGAUGAGGUAAAACUUCUAAAACCUUAAAACAACAGAAUGUAUGCUUAAUCAAAUGCCUUUGAACGAGGCCUUUAUUAAAGACUCCUACUGAGAUGUGACAUGGGAAUAUCAGUUUUUCUGUAUUUUUUGUAUUAUUAUACCUUUGCCUAAAAACAGCCAGGGGAAAAUGAGGAAAAACUGUGCUCCCCUCGUAGCGGAGAAACAACCACCAACGGAAAAUGCCUUUUGCCGCUUAUCUUUCUGAAUGUGAACUGUGAACAAGGAGAUGCAAAGAGAGGAGUUGAAAUCUCACCCACAGUCUUACUGUAGCCUAGUGACAAAUAAUGCAAAGCACUCACUCAAGCCUAUAUACUGUAAAAGUACAUGCCAACAGGAGUCAAACUGACCACACCUGAAUUUUGGUUUUAGUGUUGUCUGUGUUUGUGUUUGUGUCUGUGUGUUGCAGUUUGAAAUGUGAAAGAAAGCAACAGGGUUUCGUGAUAUUACACUUUUUGUUCUGCUGGUGUUUAAAUGUUAAUUUGACCUCAUUUGUUUGACUUGAGGUCUUUAUUGAAAUCCUUUUUGGGGGAACUUUGCCAAAAACAGCGCACAGCUGCAUCCUCCGUCAUAGAGGAUUUUGUCUUAAGCGACCAAAAUUAAAUCAAAAAAUGCUUUGACUAUACUGUGUUUCCUCAAAUAGUGGGCAUCCCUCUUACAUUAAUUGUAAUUAACUUCAUGGAUGUGAUUUUUUUUUUUUUUUUUUUUACACAUGGACAUUAAAGAGUUAACUGUGCUGUAUGUAUGUUACUAACCAAACCAGCAGCCCCUACCGAGGCACGUGAAUGGUCUGCAGUCUUAAUGCAUGUUGAAAAAUAUACCCGUACUGGUACCAUUGUGGUAUAUUAUUCAAAAAAAUUAUUUUGUACAAAUGCAGGCCUCCCUCAUCUUCAGUUAAGUAUAUAAACACCCCUGGCCGCUAUUUGCGGAAACAUGCUAUAUAAAUACUGAAUAAGGCCAUCUGUCAGUUUGACCUAGUGAUUAGCACUGCUCUACACUCUCCAAUUGGAGACCUGUAUGUGGAGACAAGGACCCAGCAACCCCCGGCCACCACCCACCACCAUUUUUGACCCCAGUUUAUUCACGUGUUUUGACAAUGUGCUUUCAAAACCAGCAGCUCAUUUGUUAUACGAAACAAACUUCACAUCCGUAUGCAGAGAAUAAUUGUGAAAGAGAUUUAUAUUUGUGCUUCAUUCUGAAAUUGCGAGUUUACCUGUUUCAUUUUUGUCUGGACAAUAGUUGAAUUUACCAAGGUAAUUUAUUUAUUACAAUGAAUAUUUAUUCAUUUGUAGUGUAUUAAAUAUCUUUUGUAUAUUUUUUUUUGUAUUGUCAAAUUACUUUUGUUGUUCCUAAAGUUGGAAGAAAACAUUUUGACUUCUCUUCCCCCACCCCAAAAAACAAACAAACAAACACUUACGCUCUGUUCCAGUUCAUAUUUAAAAUGCAGCAUUUGCAUGUGUGGACCAACCAAUAAUGACCAGGAGAGUGUUUAAGAAAUUCGAAGUAAUUAUCAUCCUGCUGACAGUUACACAAAUCAUCUCUUAGAUUUUGUGAUUUUGGAUAAGUCAUCGGGUUUAUAUUUUAUUCAUUGUCAUUUAAUGUGAAAUCUUUUAUUUGACAACCGAUUCCUUCAUUAAACGUUUGUAGUAAAUGUCUGCUCACAAAUGAAUAUCAUAAUACACGCCAUUUCUGCGCAUUAAAUUUAAGAUUAAACCACAGUUAAAUUCUUCAGAAAAAAAAAAAUCAUUAUUAUUGUUACAAUUUUUUUGUUUGUUUGUUUUCAUAUCAGAAAUGAUGGAAAAAGGUUUGGAUGUCAGCUUGACAUUCGCUGUACCAGUGUAAUUUUAUUUUAUAAAGUUUUCUACUUGAAUUUACAUCUUUAUUUAUACAAAUCAAAGAAGUCCAAUGAGCAGAGCUGUCUGAAUUGCAUUCACAGUGAGAAGAUUGAAACUGCUAACUUGGAGGACUGACUGGUCAAACUCUGAUAUGUAGUGAAUCCAUGGACUGAGUGUAUGACCUUGGAAUACAGUACUUUGUUCAUUUGUUUGUUUGUAAAAGUUUGACAAUAAAAUGACUGUUGGAUA